Molecule: messenger RNA, 935 nt
Organism: Cercospora beticola
Lineage: Eukaryota; Fungi; Ascomycota; Dothideomycetes; Mycosphaerellales; Mycosphaerellaceae
Product: SDR family NAD(P)-dependent oxidoreductase
Source: RefSeq, a predicted model, not a curated record
AUGGAUCCCAACACAGUAGAUCCCGCCAAGCUAUUCAGCGUCGCCGGCAUGGUCAUUGUAAUCACCGGCGGAGGAACCGGAAUCGGCCGCAUGAUGACCAAAGCCUUCGCCAAGAACGGAGCAGCAAAAGUGUACAUCGUCGGCCGACGCAAAGAAAAGCUCGAAGAAGCUGCACGCGAAGCCGGAGUCAACGGAAACGUGAUUCCCAUCGUCGGCGACGUAGGAUCAAAAGAAAGUCUCUCGAAAGUUGCCGAGCAAGUCAAGAACGAAAUAGGUUUUGUGAAUCUUUUGGUUUGCAAUAGUGGGGUGUAUUCUCCUCCAGUUGCGAAGCCAGGAGAUGUAAGCGUGGAAGAGUUUGCGAGAUUAGGUCUUGAGCAGGGGAUGGAGCAAUGGAAUGACUGCUUCGCAAUCAACACAACAGCCGUAGCCUUCACCUCCUUCACCUUCCUCCCCCUCCUCUCCGCCGGAAACCAAAGAUCCAACUGCCCUGGCCGCAAAUCUCAAAUCCUAGUCACAAGCAGCAUAGCAGGCUACCUGCGCAACCCCAACGCCAUAGGAGCUUACCCACUCUCCAAAGCCGCCACAACACAUCUCGUCAAAGGUCUCUCCGGUGCUUUUGUACCUUAUUCAAUUCGAGUAAACGCUUUAGCACCUGGACUUUUCCCUUCGGAUCUUGCAGCGGGGAUUAUUGCUGGAGCGGGAGAUUCCAAGGGACAGGAUCCUUCGGUUGAGGGAGCUUAUGAUAGGAAAUUUAUUCCGGCGGAGAGAUUGGGUAGUUCGGCGGAUAUGGCGGGGACGGUGUUGUAUCUUGCUUCGGCUGCGGGAGCGUAUGUUAAUGGGAAUGUGUUAAUUGUGGAUGGGGGGAGGAUUUCGCAGAUUCCGGGGACGUAUUGAUGAUGUCUGUUGGGCUGGAUGGUGAGGAUGGUGUGUAGGGC